CCCGCUUGACCGCUAGGGGUCUCUGUUGCCGCUGCGGUUUGAGUGACGUCAGUGUGACGUAUGCGGAAGUGGGUGGACCUGACAGCAACAACACUGCAGCUGCAUUAAAGCCGCACGAAGCUCAAAAGUGAUGAUUUAUCAGUGACAUUUUUAACCUUCUCCCCUAGAAGCGCUGUUUUCUGGUGCUUAAAACACCAAACAAGAAGUUUAUCAUAACAAGCUGUUUCAGGGACAUUUCUUGGCUUGUCCAAUGUCUUCUGGCUGUCCACCACAAUCACCAGCCGUGGCAAAGUCUGAGGUCGCUGUAGAUGGAGAAUGUCCCCUGCUGGCUGCCACCUUUGCCUACUGGGACAACAUCCUGGGUCCACGCGUGCGCCACAUCUGGUCACCAAAGGGCGACCAGCUGAUGUUCCUCAGCGACGGAGAGGUCACCUUUUUAGCCAACCACACACUCAACGGGGAGAUUUUACGAAGUGCUGAGUGCGGAGCUGUGGACGUGAAGUUUUUUGUCCUGGCAGAGAAGGGCGUCAUCAUCGUGUCUCUGAUCUUUGAUGGCGAGCUGAAGGGCGAUAAGAACACAUGUGCCUUGUCCAUAAUUCUACCUCAGGCAGAGCUGGCCUUCUACCUACCUCUGCACACCAUCUGCGUGGAGAGACUGAAGCACGCUAUCCGCAAAGGACGCAUUUGGAUGCAGAAGGGCUAUAAUAUCAUCUCAGUGCUGAGCUUGGAGAUUGUCCCAAUAAUGGAGCUGCUGGCCUCGAUGAAAUCACACAGCGUGCCUGAAGAUAUAGACAUAAAAGACACCGUGCUAAAUGAUGACGACAUCGGCGACAGCUGCCACGAGGAUUUCCUCCACAAAGCCGUCAGUUCUCACCUGCAGACGUGUGGCUGCUCCGUGGUGGUUGGAAGCAACCCAGACAAAGUAAACAAGAUUGUGCGGACGCUCUGCCUCUUCCUCACCCCGGCCGAGAGGAAGUGCUCUCGCCUCUGCAGGUCCAGCUCUUCCUUCAAAUACGACACCGGCCUGUUCAUUCAGGGUCUGCUCAAGGACUCCACAGGCAGCUUCGUUCUGCCGUUCCGCCAGGUGCUCUACUCGCCGUACCCCACCACGCACAUCGACGUGGACAUCAACACAGUCAAGCAGAUGCCGCCGUGCCACGAGCACACGUACAACCAGCGGCGCUACAUGCGCUCUGAGCUGAGCGCUCUCUGGAAGACGGACAGCGAGGACGACAUCCCUCCGGACACGGUGAUUCACACCGAUGAAACCUUCACCCCCGACCUGAAUAUAUUCCAAGAUGUCAUGCAUAGGGACACUUUGGUGAAGUGUUUUAUUGAUGAGGUGUUCAUGCUGAAGCCAGGACUGUCCCUGCGGAGCACCUACCUGGCCCAGUUCCUGCUGCUGCUCCACAGGAAGGCCCUCACGCUGCUCAAGUACAUUGAGGACGAAACGCAAAAAGGCAAGAAGCCAUUCCGCUCACUGCGAAACUUGAAAACGGACCUGGACCUGGCAGCGGAAGGAGACCUGAACAUCAUCAUGGCGUUGGCUGAGAAGCUGAGGGCCGGACUUCACUCGUUUGUGUUCGGGAAGCCGUUCUACACCAGCAUGCAGGAGCGGGACGUUCUCAUGAGCUUCUGACCUCCGUCGCUCCUUAACACUCUGCCUUUUGGACAUUUUUGUUUUUAAUUGUUACACUGAAAGCCUGCAUGUUGAUACAAGGCUACCAUGAACCAGAGUCUGCGUUACUGCUUUCCUUGUUCCUUUUUUUAAAAAAAGAUUCUCAUUAUUUCUGUAUUUCAAUUGAUGGCAGAUGCGAUUUCACAGACUGAUUGUUACUGCUGUUAUGAGCCAUCACAGCUGGAUAUAUUUCCUUUAUCAACAGGAAGCAUAACGUUUUUAGAGCUUAUUUGGAGCUGGAUCAUUUAUUAAUGUGUCGUAAACCUGGAUUCAAUAUGAAUAGAAAUUGACUGAGGUGCCAACGGAAACCGUAACGGUUUAGUUUAAAGAGUAUUAAUCAGUGAGUUGUUGUUUCCUCCAGGGCCCGUGUUCCACAACGAUCACAGCUGGCUUUUUAGCCUCUUAAACUUGUGGAUAGUAUUAUUUAUUUUUAUUUUAAAUAAUUGGUGUGUGUUGAAUGUUAAUUGUGCAGCUUGCAGGCAUCACAAGUAGGAUGUGAGUAAUCUCAAAGCACUUGGGCUUCACAGGCGAUAAAAGAAAAAAAGCACUGUCAAUUAAAUCGUAUCCCAACGCCCCCUGAAAAAGCACAUCUGUGUGUUUAUAUGUCUGCAUGUCAUUUUCUUUGCUUAAUGUUUUAUUUCCACAGACUGCACCAACAUCAUUUUCAGCAAAAUGCAUGCACUUUUGGAUUCUGAUGGGAUUUAUGCCAUUUUUACACGCUGUUUAAGAUUCUAAAAGUUAAAUAAUUAAUAAUUAACACUACGCAAGUCGCAUAUCAUUUUUGCAUUGCUUUAGACUAUUCUUUUAUAUAUUACCAAAAAUCUGAGGCAUACUGUCUCAAAGUGAUGUGGAAAAACUGUAAUGACAUCAAAGUUUGAUCAGUGCCGCCAGGGGAGUUCACCUUUGAAUUUAUGCUUUUUAUACCAUUUUUAUUAGCUUUUAUUAUUUGCCAGUUUAAAUAUGUUUGUGCUUUUUCUUGUUUUCCUCUGUAAAGUACUUUGCAUUUCAAUUGUGAUUUGGAAAAUGUGCUAUUUAAAUAAAACUGAAUUGAUCUGAAGAUGAAAGCAGCUGAUGAAUAUACAUUUAAGUUUUCAAGAUUUUGCUUUGAUUGAAAUAAAACUGU
Messenger RNA from Cololabis saira (Pacific saury), 2801 nucleotides. RefSeq names its product C9orf72-SMCR8 complex subunit (gene c9orf72). Bases 251 to 1639 code for a protein of 462 amino acids. Gene Ontology annotation, cellular component: autophagosome; endosome. The transcript has 10 exons. NCBI's taxonomy places the organism in Eukaryota, Metazoa, Chordata, Actinopteri, Beloniformes, Belonidae. The record is from RefSeq and is a predicted model, not a curated record. Gene Ontology annotation, molecular function: guanyl-nucleotide exchange factor activity. Gene Ontology annotation, biological process: autophagy; endocytosis.